AUGGCCGUUAGUCGUACGUGCCGCAAAGGUUGCCCAUACGGCGACCCCAUCAGCGGGCCCUGCAGCCGCUGCCUCGCCCGCGACGCAUGGCGUAUAGCCGUGUGCUACGAUCUGCGCAACCUCGGCGAUACGCUGCUCGAGAGCUUUUUCGCCCUUGCUGUGGCCAUGGAGGCCGAUGCGCAGGAGGACCCGGCAGCCGACACGGCCGACUAUGAAGAGCACGCUGGAAGCGUGCGCGAGAACCUGUACGCGCGCAUGCGGCGUGACUUCGAUGCCAUGCGUGCCGGAGACAGUGCCUUCAGCUGGGACGACGGAAUGGUCCCCAACGUGGACCUCGAAUUUGGCGAUGUAGUGGAGCAGAUGAUGUGGGCGAAAGGGGGAUGCCCGGAUCUGUCGGAGGGCGACUUUGUACUCAUGUUCAACUGGUUGAUGGGUCAUGUCGGCGAAAGGGUACUACGUCACAGGCAAGAGUUCCUGGCCAUGUUGCGCUGGGCGAACCUGAAUAUAGCCAUGGUGGAGUGA
Messenger RNA from Purpureocillium takamizusanense, 522 nucleotides. RefSeq lists its product as uncharacterized. The coding region runs from base 1 to 522 and encodes 173 amino acids. The transcript has a single exon. The record is from RefSeq and is a predicted model, not a curated record. Lineage: Eukaryota; Fungi; Ascomycota; Sordariomycetes; Hypocreales; Ophiocordycipitaceae.